Messenger RNA from Sinocyclocheilus rhinocerous, 3955 nucleotides. It is a transcript of the gene tbc1d30, whose product is annotated as TBC1 domain family, member 30. The transcript has 14 exons. Gene Ontology annotation, cellular component: endoplasmic reticulum. The record is from RefSeq and is a predicted model, not a curated record. The coding region runs from base 210 to 3200 and encodes 996 amino acids. NCBI's taxonomy places the organism in Eukaryota, Metazoa, Chordata, Actinopteri, Cypriniformes, Cyprinidae.
GUGGGUUGAACUAUUCCUGCUGCAGGGGCGUGCAAUCAGGAUUUAGACCGAUCAGGAAGGAAACUGGAGCCUGGGAAAGGCGCUGCCAACCCCGCUCAAGGAAUGGAACACACCCGGAACUCCAGUUCCUUAUUGAUUCAUCUAAAACACUCUUUGGUUUGUACUUAUGCGCAGCAUGUGUAAUGUUGAACUUUAAAGAGGGCUAAAACAUGUCUGGUGUGGAAGUGGCCAAAGAGGAACUUAAGGAGAUAGACAUAUGUGACAUCUGCUCGAAGGAGGAGGAGAGCGGAGUUUUCCUCAACUCAGGUGCGUCGUACCUUGACGGCUUCUCCGCGUUUCACAAAUGGGCUUCAAAGGGACGUUCAGUAUCGGAUGGAUACUGCAAGUGCGCCAAAACAGCUUCAGUCUCACUAUGCAAGUGCGCAAAAGUGCCUCAUGGAGCAGCAGCUGGAGAGAUCCGUAUGGAGAGAGGAGGAGGAGGAGGAGGAGAUGUGUAUUCGGAUGAAGAGGAUCUGAGAGCGUCCCGCGCAUCAUCUAUAGUGGACUGUCUGUUAGUGGAACUCUAUGACACAUACAGUAAUGUCAGAGGGGUGGACAGCUCGACCGAAGCCUCCAGCUCAGAAGCCUUCCUGGGCAGGAGUAACACUGGCUCCAACUUUCUCCAAGAACUUCAGGAGAAGCACACGAGACGCCAUCAGAUGAAAUACCUGGCUCAAAAAGGUCCAGAGGAGCUGAAGUGGAUCAUUCAGGAAGUGAAGUAUCGUAUUGGAGUGCAGUCGGCCAAACUGGUGCGUCAGGUCAAGAGGAAGGACAGACUUCGGCAGAAGUUUCAGAAGAACUGUGAUAUAGUCACCGCCUGCCUGCAAGCCAUCUCUCAGAAAAGACGGGUGGACACCCGGUUGAAGUUCACUAUCGAACCUUCUUUAGGCAAGAACGGCUUUCAACAAUGGUACGACGCUCUGAAGGCAGUAGCCAGACUCCCAGUAGGGAUUCCCAAAGAGUGGAGGAAGAGGGUAUAUGUGUUUGUUUCCCGCCUCAUUCAGGACCUGCACAGGACCGGCUGCAGUUCAUACUGUGGCCAGGAGGCGGAGCAGGACCGCGUGGUGCUGAAGCGGGUGCUGCUGGCAUACGCCCGCUGGAACAAGACUGUCGGGUACUGUCAGGGCUUCAAUGUUCUGGCCGCCCUCAUCCUGGAGGUCACAGAGGGAAAUGAAGGAGAUGCAUUGAAGGUGAUGAUCUAUUUGAUCGAUAAAGUGCUUCCCGAUAGUUACUUCGCCAAUAACCUGCGAGCCCUCUCAGUGGACAUGGCCGUGUUCAGAGAUCUGCUGCGACUGAAGCUUCCAGAACUUUCUCAGCAUCUCCACCAUCUCCAGAAAGUAGCCAAUCGGGAAGGAGGAGGGAGCUAUGAGCCUCCGCUCACCAACGUCUUCACCAUGCAGUGGUUUCUGACCAUGUUUGCCACUUGUUUACCCCAUCACACCGUGCUGAAGAUCUGGGACUCGGUCUUCUUUGAGGGCUCUGAAAUGCUGCUGCGUGUAGCUCUCGCCAUCUGGGCCAAACUUGGAGAACGAAUUGAGGAGUGCCAGACUGCCGAUGAAUUUUAUAGUACUAUGGGCUGCCUGACGCAGGAAAUGCUGGAGCACAACCUUAUCGACUCCAAUGACCUCAUGCAGACGGUCUACUCCAUGGCCCCGUUCCCGUUCCCCCAGCUGGCUGAGCUCAGGGAGAAAUACACCUACAACAUCACCCCGUUCCCGACCCCUGUCAGAGCGAACAGCAGUCUUGCACUCCAUGGAUGGGAGAGUGAUGAUGAUGAUGCUGACAUGGAUGAUGAAGACUCUAUUGUCACUGCUCUGGGUUGCCUGGGGCCUCUUGGAGGACUUCUGGCCCCUGAGAUCCAAAGAUACCAAAAGCACCUUAAAGAUCAGAGAGCGGAGCAGAGCUCUCACGGCAGUAACAUGGCCGAGAUGAGUCCUGGGGCGGUGGGCGCGGGACGGGCCGAGCACCAGGCGGCCAUCAACAGCAUGAUGCUGGAGCGCAUGAGCACAGACAUCAGCGCGCUGAAGAAGCAGUACUCACGCAUCAAACAGAAACAACAGCAGCAGGCUGGGCUCCUGUACAUCCACACAGGACCUCGAGUGGAAGCUGAAACUAUUGAACCUCAUCAAGCCAGUAAACAGAAGAAGCACCACACUGGUACUGAUUUUUGUGGGUCAACUAUGGGGAUUGAUAAGUGUCCAGCCACCAGUAUCCUUCCCUCCCAAAUCAGUUCCUCCCCUGUGGUCAACCAUCUUCUCCUGGGCAGGAGGCCCAGACCCGGUCAGCAGUCCUCAAAGAACGGGAUCGUCCAUAACGGUGAAGGUCCUCAAGCCCACUCCACACCCAGCCAGGAUCAGAUGAUUCGGGCCAGACAUCACUCGCCCUGGCGCACACAUGUGCGAGCGCACCGGAGGAACAUCGCCAGGGCACGGGCGCAACUCGGGUUUGAUGAUUCUCUGGAGAUAGAAGACGAACAAAUGAGCAAAACAGAAGAAGCAUCUGAAGAGGGAAGACGUGAGGAUGAAGAGCAAGAGAAGGUGGAGACUGUAAGCCCAGAUGUCUCUCAGCAAGACCACAGCUCUGGAGAAGAAAAUCUCCAGGAGAUCAACAAGCAGUUGUCUUCUUUGGAACUGGAACCAGAACUUUCAUCAGAAGCAGCUUCUGAUCCAACUCCACAAUCAGAUGCCGAUUCUGAUGCACCUACGUCAUCUCCAGAACCAGCUUCUGAUGCACCUACAUCAUCUCCAGAACCAGCUUCUGAUGCACCUACAUCAUCUCCAGAACCAGCUUCUGAUGUACCUACACCAACUCCACCACCAGAAUCGGCUUCAAAUCCAAAUACACCAACUCCACCACCAGAAUCACAGCCAGAGCCCAAAUCCACGGCCUCAGCUCCGUUCCCAUCCACCCACCGUCCAGGUUCAGACUCAUUCAGCUCAGAAAGCAGAGGCUCACUCAAAAGUAGCCCUUCAACGUCAGCAGGAGAACCUCCGAAACCACAGCAGAUCUUCUCCCCGUUCCCUUGCAUCAAAACCCCUCGCAAGUCCAUCACUGCCAGAAACUUGGGCCUCUACGGUCCAAACGCCAGGACUCCAAAUGUGCACUUUCCCCAGAUGAGCAGAAGCAUGAACCAUGUUGGAAACACCACAAGGCGGCGAUGAUGAAUAGUCGACUACAGGCGAGCACUUAUUUGAUUCUUCAUAUCGAUACGUUUGGGUUCAAAACUCCAACCACGAAAGCACAUCUCUAGUAUGCUUCCAGAUACUCCAAAACAUCAACAUUUAGGAACAAUAUUUGAUAAUUUAAUGCUUCCAUGAAGUUUAUAACAUGAAUUUAUGAAGGCUGUUUCUUGUUUAUUUUCUUUUUUUUAGUGAAACCCUACCUAAACAUUUGGGAAUUAUACCCGACACUGAAAGUGUCUCUUGUUGCAUGUUCAGGUCAGCAGUAUUCGCUACAAUGCACUGUGUAUGUUUACUUACAUGCUUCAAAGCUCAGAAAAUCACUUGUAUGUAAAAUACUCAUGCUAAAUGACUGGGAAAUGCUGCAGUUCUGCAUUGCACAGUCCAAAAGGAUUUUUUAGCAACCAUUUACACUAUUUAAUCAUAUAAAGUCAACAAAUUUUCCAUGUUCGCUUGUUUCUGUUGUUUUUGACAACACUGGUGUUCAUUUUCCAGUCAUGUCAAGCCAUUCAUGUUUCUUUUAUUUUGAUCUUUCCUUAGUAAAUUAUUCAUUUGCCAUCUGAAUGACACAAGUUGUUGUCAUUAAGUUCUCUUUUCUGAUGCUCUGGUCAAAUCUCGCCGCAAUUUAACGUCCCUUUGAAUGUUUCUCUUCUCUCUAUUAAUCUUUGGGGCAUAUGAGUAGUGGAGGAUCACAAAUGCCCCACAGAGAUUAAAAGACGUGCAAGUAUGGAAAAAAA